This is a messenger RNA of Hippocampus zosterae (dwarf seahorse), 1757 nucleotides long. It is a transcript of the gene galr1a, whose product is annotated as galanin receptor 1a. The transcript has 3 exons. NCBI's taxonomy places the organism in Eukaryota, Metazoa, Chordata, Actinopteri, Syngnathiformes, Syngnathidae. The coding region runs from base 341 to 1387 and encodes 348 amino acids. The record is from RefSeq and is a predicted model, not a curated record. Gene Ontology annotation, cellular component: membrane. Gene Ontology annotation, biological process: positive regulation of cytosolic calcium ion concentration; G protein-coupled receptor signaling pathway; negative regulation of adenylate cyclase activity. Gene Ontology annotation, molecular function: galanin receptor activity.
GCGGGCAAAGUGCCGGAGCAGAAAAGAAAAACCACGGCUUGGUUGCGCGCGUCUGUUGCGCACGCAUCAGGUGGGCACUUGGAGACUCGCAUCUGGAUGGCUGAUUUACGCUCCAAAGAAAUCUCGAAUGUUUCCAUGCAAUUCGUAUUGUGAUGCAACUGUUGGCGUACAUCGCGGGAUUUCUGAAAGGUCAAUCGUCCGAAUGUUCGUGCGGGAGCUCCCGUGACGCACUUGGACAGCUGACAUCUAUUCGAACAAAAUACAAGGCACAGAGAAGCAGGGGCGCACAAAGAGCUUCGGGUCGAUUCGUCUGGCAACUUUUCAAGUUCACAAGUAAACCAUGAAUCUUACAGAGUCGCGCUGGCUCAUGGAAGAGCCGUGGAACCCGAACCGAACAGAGGAAGAGCAACUUUUAUUCGGGAUCGGCACGGAUAAUCUCAUCACGCUGGUGAUUUUUGCUCUCAUCUUCGUGCUCGGUGUGCUGGGUAACUCCAUGGUGAUCACCGUCCUAGCCAGGAGCAAACCGGGAAAACCACGUAGCACCACCAACAUUUUCAUCCUCAACCUGAGCAUCGCAGACCUGUCCUACCUGCUCUUUUGCGUCCCUUUCCAGUCUACCAUCUACAUGAUGCAAACCUGGGUCCUGGGCGCCUUCAUUUGUAAAUUUAUCCACUAUUUCUUCACGGUUUCCAUGCUGGUCAGCAUCUUCACCCUCUCGGCAAUGUCUGUGGACAGAUACGUGGCCAUCGUACACUCCAGAAAGUCUUCCAGGAUCAGGGUGGCCAAACAUGCCUUCAUCGGGGUGGUGGUCAUUUGGAUUCUUUCCCUGUCCAUGGCAGCGCCCAUCAUGUAUUACCAGAACAUCAUCCAUGGGGGAGAAAAUCUAACAUUUUGCUGGGAAGUGUGGCCGGACCAAAACCAGAAAAAAAUCUACGUGGUUUGCUCCUUUGUUUUUGGCUACGUGCUGCCACUGCUGCUCAUAUCUUUUUGCUAUUCAAAGGUUUUAAAACAUUUACACAAAAAACUGAGGAAUAUGUCCAAAAAGUCUGAGGCAUCAAAGAAAAAGACAGCUCAGACGGUGCUGGUUGUGGUGGUGGUCUUCUGUCUGUCGUGGCUCCCUCAUCACGUGGUUCACCUCUGGGUAGAAUUCGGGACCUUCCCACUGAACCAGGCUUCCUUUUUGCUGCGGAUUGCCGCCCACUGCCUGGCGUACAGCAACUCAUCUGUUAACCCAGUUAUCUACGCUUUCCUGUCAGAAAACUUCAGGAAGGCUUAUACGCAGGUGUUCAAAUGCCAAAUUGGCGCAGAGGACGUGCUGUUUAAUGAGAUUAAGGAGAUCCGCAGCAAGGCAGACGCACCGCCUUCAACGAACUGCACCAACGUUUGAUUUAGAAGGUGUGCACAGAAGCGUACAUAUAAUUCACGGCGACUGUUAGACUCCGACUGAAUUGAAGGGCACAGUGACAGGCCAAAUUUCAGAUAUUCCGUGGAUGAAGCCACGGCUGUUCCACUUAAGCGCUGUAAGGUUGAAAUGAUUUGCACAUUGUUUUCGAUAUGAUACAUAAUCAUGUCAAAUGUUAUUCGCUCAUGUCUAAUCUUUUUCUUUUGGGUGAAUCUGAAAUUGAGGCAUGCACUCUCACAAAUCCAAAUCAGAAUCAUCUUUAUUGGCCAAGUAUGUAGAACACACAAGGAAUUUGUCUCCGGUAUAACACGCUGCACUAGUAUCAUCGUAAACAACAAAAUCAUUGAACCAUUUU